Molecule: messenger RNA, 501 nt
Organism: Prorocentrum cordatum
Lineage: Eukaryota; Dinophyceae; Prorocentrales; Prorocentraceae
Source: the annotation of a GenBank genome assembly
GAGGCCGAGGCGGAGGCGGCCGACCAGGCCUGGGGCAGCCCCGAGGAGGCCGCGCAGGAGCUCAGCGACCUCCGGUGCAUGCGGCGGCAGAUCCGGUACCUGUUCGGCGGCGGCGUCACCGACCGCUCGGACCACGCCGCAGACGCCCCGAGCCUGCAGGAGUUCCUGAAGGGCUCCGGCGCCGAGGCGCCGAACCCGCUGAGCAUCCCCGGCUUCCCCAUCCCGCAGCCGCCGCCGAGGGCGGCCCGCCAGCCCGCGAGGCCGCCCGGACUCCAGGGCAGGGGCCGCACGAUGUCCUCGACGGCCUCGUCCAACACGGACGUGGCCUUCAGCAGGGCCGGUGCGGAGGAAGAGCACCAGGGCCCACGGCGGGACGAGCGCCGGGACCGAAAGCACCGGAAGCACCGUCGCCAGGACGGUUCUGCCGAGCCGCGCGCCGACAGGGGCGAGCCGCACGCGCAGCGGCACCAGCCAGGUCCUCCUGCUGCUGCUCUUCCCCGC